GACCAAAGUUUGAAAGAGAGUUGGGGGAAUCAGGAAAGUUUCAGGGUGCCGGUUUUGAAACUAGGUAAAAAAAAUGAAGCAGGAAUGAAGCCCAAAGUCUCUCGGAUCAGUUUCCCCCAAAUACCUAAUUAUUUCAAGUCCAGGUUUCUUAUAUUUUUAUCCUUUUUUAAGGGGCAACAAACACAGCCACGCUGCAGAGCCGAGAAGCCCUUCUACAGCAGCGUGGCGCAUGGAACAGGCAACCAAUCAUCACUCAGCGUCUCUCUAUAUAAACGCUCAGCCGCCGGCGCAGAGGACACGCUGUUCUGACAGUUCCAGGUUACUUUUAGCUUUUCUGGUGAAACAGAAACAUGUCGGAAACUGCUCCAGUUGCUCCUGCGGCCCCCACACCUGCGGAAAAGACACCUGUGAAGAAGAAGGUGAAGAAAGCGGGCGCAAGUGGUGCGAAGCGCAAGGCGGCUGGGCCUCCGGUGUCUGAGCUUAUCACUAAGGCUGUGGCCGCUUCCAAGGAGCGCAGCGGUGUUUCUCUGGUCGCUCUCAAGAAGGCGCUUGCAGCUGUGGGCUACGAUGUGGAGAAAAACAACAGCCGUAUCAAGUUGGGUCUCAAGAGCUUGGUGAGCAAGGGAACUCUGCUGCAGACCAAGGGCACUGGGGCUUCAGGGUCUUUCAAACUAAAUAAGGCGGCUUCAGGGGAAGCCAAACCCAAGGCUAAGAAGGCAGGCGCGACCAAGCCCAAGAAGCCCGCUGGGGCUGCCAAGAAGCCUAAAAAGGCGACUAGCUCUGCCACCCCCAAAAAGAGCGCCAAGAAAACCCCGAAGAAAGCCAAGAAACCGGCAGCAGCUGCUGGGGCCAAGAAAGUGGCUAAGAGUGCGAAGAAAGUUAAGGCGGCCAAACCGAAGAAGGCUGCCAAGAGUCCAGCUAAGGCCAAGGCUCCUAAACCCAAGGCAGCCAAGCCUAAGUCUGCUAAGCCUAAAGUUACCAAGGCUAAGAAGACGGCCGCUAAGAAGAAGUGAAACUGGCGGCAUGUUCUACUUUAAAAUUUCAAAGGCUCUUUUCAGAGCCACCCACGAUCUCAGUCAAAAGAGCUGAACCGAUGAUUUCUUUUUAAAUUCCCGGUUAGAUGUGAUUGGCCACCUUAUUUUAAACCACGCUGGGAGCGUGCACACACAGCUUUUAGGUACAACAAGCUACAAUUCUUAGGGGUUUGGCUUUGAAAAGAUUUUGCUGGUAGUGUGCAGAGGUGGUGGCCUAAAAAAAUGUUAGGAUGGGAGGCUUGGCCCUGGUGUAGAACCGCUGUUGGCUCAGUGGUCUUAAGCGGCUCGGAGCUUUGUUGAGCUGGUUACCGGAGACCAGCUGUA
Molecule: messenger RNA, 1358 nt
Organism: Otolemur garnettii (small-eared galago)
Lineage: Eukaryota; Metazoa; Chordata; Mammalia; Primates; Galagidae
Product: histone H1.3
Exons: 1
Coding region: 351-1013 (220 amino acids)
Biological process (GO): nucleosome assembly
Cellular component (GO): nucleosome
Molecular function (GO): structural constituent of chromatin; DNA binding
Source: RefSeq, a predicted model, not a curated record